Molecule: messenger RNA, 1950 nt
Organism: Fusarium keratoplasticum
Lineage: Eukaryota; Fungi; Ascomycota; Sordariomycetes; Hypocreales; Nectriaceae
Product: FAD-binding PCMH-type domain-containing protein
Exons: 3
Coding region: 1-1950 (649 amino acids)
Molecular function (GO): oxidoreductase activity; FAD binding
Source: RefSeq, a predicted model, not a curated record
AUGGUCAAGUUGCAUGCUCUUCUUCUCGCCUCUCUGGCCUUGGUUCACUCGGUCACAGGCCAGACCAUAAUUAUAGAUGGCGUUGAAGUCGAUGCCACAGAAGAUAAUGUUGCUCCAGCUGUUGAGCAGAUCCAAGGUGAUCUUCUUCCAGAAGAGACCAAGCAGUUGACCGACGAUGUCCUCUUCAAUCUGACUGAUCUUGGCCUGACAAACAUCUCGUACUUUUACUAUGACGAGGCCUCAUCUGUCCAGCGUCGGUCUCUUGGGCGGUGCAAGACGUACCCUGGCGACCUCUUCUGGCCGCACAAGAUUGCCUGGCAGGUCUUUGACCUCCUUGUCGGAGGAGCUCUGAUCAAGACGACGCCUCUGGCUUCUCCAUGCUAUGACGACUUUGGCAAUCAGAAUACCGCCAAGUGCGAGGCCAUCAACUCAAAGUGGACUGAUUCCAUGAUGCACAUUGCUGACCCCACGUCGGCCAUGAGCCCCCUUUACCAGGGACUUACCUGUCUCCCCUCUGGUAACUACACCGACGACUGCACGUUGGGAGGCUAUCCAGAAUACGUGGUCAAGGCCACCAACGUUGCCCAGAUCCAGCUCGCCGUCAACUUUGCUCGCACCUUGAACAUCCGCCUCGUAGUAAAGAAUACAGGUCACGACUUUAUUGGACGAUCGCUCGGCUCAGGCUCCCUUUCCAUCUGGACGAACAAACUUAAGAGCAUCAAAUUCUACUCCAACUACAAGAGCGGCUCCUACUCUGGACCCGCCAUGAGAGUCGGUGCAGGCGUUAUUGGCCAGGAGCUCUACGAAGCAGCCGACAAAUAUGGCGUUACCGUUGUCGGAGGCGAAGGCAAGACAGUUGGCUUCGCAGGAGGCUACAUCUCGGGCGGCGGUCACUCUCCACUGUCACCUUUGUACGGCCUCGCCGCCGACCAAGUUCUCAGCGUCGAGGUGGUCACAGCCGAUGGCCGAUUCGUCACGGCGGACUCGAAGCAGAAUUCCGAUCUCUUCUGGGCCCUACGCGGCGGUGGUGGCAGUACCUUUGGCGUCGUAACUUCGUGGACCGUCAAAGCACACCCCAAACUCUCCGUCACAUCUGUCGCCAGCUUCGCCUUCGGCAUCGACGGUGGCACCAUCACGUAUGAGGCUUUCUGGGAGGCUCUGCGUGCGUACUGGGAGAUGAUCCCUGUCUUCAACGCUCGCGGUAACUACCAGUACUGGUUCGUCUGGCCGGCGGGACCUCGUAAGGCUACCUUUGUCAUGUCACCCUGGUUCGCACCCAACAUGACGGUCUCGGAGGCUGAGGAGCUCACUGCACCGUUGUUCAAGAAAUGGGCUUCCCUGGGCAUUAAGGUCGAGCCAAACUGGUCUCAGCACUCGAGUUUCCUCUCGGCUUGGUCUACUGGCUUUCCUGUCGAGCCCGUCGGCUCCUACGGUAACAAGAUGGCUUCGCGCCUCUUCCCAGACGAGAACCUUCAAGACCCUGCCAAAUUCAAUGCCACCUUUGAAGCUCUCAAGGGCCUCUCGGAUCGUGGCGGCACACUCAUUGGGUUUGGUAUCACAGCCGGCCCCGGCCCUCACCCUGACAACGCCGUGAACCCAGCCUGGCGCGACGCAGCCAUGUUUGUCAUCUCAUGGGUAACAUGGGCAGCCGACACCCCACUACAGCGCAUCGCAGAGCUGAGCAGGGAGCUGACCGAGGUGUGGAUGCAGCCUUGGCGCGACGCAGCACCAAACUCGGGUGCGUACGCAAGUGAAGGCGAUGUCACGGAGCCAGAUUUCCAGAAGUCUUUCUACGGUAACAAAUAUGCGCGUCUGUACCAGAUUAAGCAAAAGUACGAUCCCCGGGGCCUGUUCUACGCUCAAGUUGGCGUCGGUAGCGAGGACUGGAACGUGGAGGGGCAGAUCAAGGGACUCCCUACGCAGAAUGGUCGAUUGUGCAGUGUUAAAUGA